UUCUUGGCUGGAGAUAAAUUUGAUUGACUGAAAAGAAUGCUAGAUGUUUUUACGUUUAAGUCGUCUUAUCAAACAUAACACAUCCACUCUUAUUUAGUUCUACAAGUGUUCUUUUCCAUACGAAAACGACUGAACUAGUCAUGCAUUUUACAUACGUGCUUGUGAUACGACAGAACAUUUUCGACGAUGCCAAUUUUUAAAUAUUUGUGACUUAAAAUCAUCGAUUCUGUAUUAGGCUUAAUAGAUGAAGACAUAACCGACAGUGCGAUACGUGUUGGUUUAGUGAAGAAUGGUGUAAAUGUGAUUUUUAAUUCAACAAAAAACUCUCAAGUGAUUUGCUUUGUGUCAUCGGGAAACAAAGGGUUUUGAGCAGUCUGUCGUCGCACAGGUUCAUUAUUUUUAACAUGUCUCAGUGUGUUUACAUGUCAUUUUUCUGUUGAAAUGUGUCGUCAGUUCCAUGUUUUCUAAUCAAGUCAAUGUGAUGGUGAAAUGUGCAAAAAAUCUUUCACCUCCGCUAGCGAUUGCUAGUGCUCCAUGGGGCGAUGUAUCAUCAAUCGAGUGAUGUUGUCUGUCGCGAUAAGCCGACGUCGGGCUUGUCUUCUGGCAAUACUGUUACGAAAUUAUAUUCUUAUUACGCCACUGAAACAUUGCCGAAAUUGAAGAAAACGGCCAAGAAACAGAGCCCCCCUAUGAAUAGCUCGGCGAACAGCGGCGCUGCGAGCAGCACGCCCGCUCUGCCCAUUACAACGGGGAGCAGCGAGGCUGGCAGCUCCCAGAGCAACAGUCAGGAGAAGCCCAAGACCACUGUGGCAGCCCCUGAACAAGUCAUGCUGUUGUAUAUGAGCAAGCUCACUCCUUACGAGCACCACGAGAUAUUCUCUUACCCACAAAUUUAUUUCAUUGGGGCGAAUGCUAAGAAAAGAGCAGGCAGACCUGGUGUCAGUCUAUCUGAAUUCGACAAUGAACAAGGAUCUUAUAUUCAUAUCCCGCAUGAUCAUGUUGCUUACCGGUAUGAAGUACUCAAAGUCAUCGGGAAAGGUAGCUUUGGCCAGGUUGUUAAAGCUUACGAUCAUAAAACCCAUGAGCAUGUUGCUUUAAAAAUGGUUCGAAAUGAAAAGCGAUUUCACAGGCAAGCCCAGGAAGAAAUUCGCAUUCUUCAGCAUCUGAGGAAACAAGAUAAAGAUAACACUAUGAACAUUAUCCAUAUGUUUGAUUUUUUUACUUUCCGAAACCAUAUGUGCAUAACAUUUGAGCUCCUUUCUAUUAAUUUGUAUGAACUGAUAAAGAAGAAUAAAUUUCAAGGUUUUAGCUUGCAGCUGGUGCGAAAAUUUUCUCAUUCGUUACUGCAAUGCUUAGAUGCCCUGCACAAUAAUAAAAUAAUACAUUGUGAUAUGAAGCCAGAAAAUGUUCUCUUGAAGCAACAAGGUCGAUCUGGUAUAAAGGUGAUUGAUUUUGGAUCUUCUUGCUAUGAACACCAGAGAAUAGGAGAUGGAACUACAGUGUUGAAUGGUGGUCUGUCAAGAAGAGGCAAGCCAAGAGGUCCUCCUGGUUCCAAAGAUUUAAAGAAGGCUUUGAAAGGGUGCAAUGACCAGCUAUUCCUAGACUUUAUCAGUCGUUGUCUGGAAUGGGAUCCAGAAAAGCGCAUGACCCCAAGUGCCGCUUUACGUCAUGCUUGGUUGCGACGACGUCUGCCCAGACCACCAAAUGACAAAUGCUAUGAAUGUGCAAAAUUGCCUUCAUCGACAAUUAUUACAACCACUUCUUCAAGUAGUGCUACUAAAACGAGCGCAGUUGUCAACAAAGCAUCUAUUCCUAGUGCUACUUAUACGAAUAGUAAGCUACGCGGGCAGGUGUCCAGUUCUUCAGAUGAACGGUCUAGGCACAACUUAAAUAAUUCUAAUAAUAAACUUCCCAAUAUCCAAGGCGUGCAAGGAAGCUAGUAAUGCCAUGGUUAGGUAAAUAGUUUUAAUAA
This is a messenger RNA of Ctenocephalides felis (cat flea), 1972 nucleotides long. Its product is annotated as dual specificity tyrosine-phosphorylation-regulated kinase 2-like. Gene Ontology annotation, molecular function: protein serine/threonine/tyrosine kinase activity; protein serine/threonine kinase activity; ATP binding. Gene Ontology annotation, cellular component: nucleus. The transcript is spliced from 3 exons. Lineage: Eukaryota; Metazoa; Arthropoda; Insecta; Siphonaptera; Pulicidae. Bases 543 to 1940 code for a protein of 465 amino acids. The record is from RefSeq and is a predicted model, not a curated record. Gene Ontology annotation, biological process: peptidyl-threonine phosphorylation; peptidyl-serine phosphorylation.